Messenger RNA from Trichomonas vaginalis G3, 717 nucleotides. RefSeq names its product syntaxin-16 family. NCBI's taxonomy places the organism in Eukaryota, Parabasalia, Trichomonadida, Trichomonadidae. The transcript has a single exon. Bases 1 to 717 code for a protein of 238 amino acids. The record is from RefSeq and is a predicted model, not a curated record.
AUGUCACGUUUUUCCAAUCAGGGAAAAAACACUCUUCACAUGUCUUUGAAAAGAGCAGCUGAGCCUCAGAGCGUUCAACAACUCGUCAAUAAUUUCGAAAAACGUCUCAACAGCGUUAAGAAAGAGUUACCAAAUAUCAGCAAUCCAUCAAAGAGAGCAACAAUCAAGAAACAUCUUAAAGACCUCAAUUCCCUCCAGGUUCAGAUCGCUCCAUUAAUGGCUAAUGCUGCUCCUGAUGUUCAGGAUAAGUAUGAACGCCUUAGUGGUGAGUACGAUGAUAUAAAGCAUGACACAGAAAGACAAAUCGAAACUCUUGAUCAACAAGCUCAACAACAGGCAGCAAGUCAUGGCGCCCCUCCAUCUGGCAAUGUUUUACAGCAAUCACUUAUUGACGAUGAAGCAAGAGAAGUCGAGUAUAUAAAUCGCCAGUCAGCAGACAUUGUUGAAGAUAUGAAGGCUCUUGAUGAAGCUGCUUCCAUGUUAAAGGAAAAGAUAGAUGAACAACACGAAGUUGUCGUUAGAGUUGAUAAUACAAUUGAAGAUGCUCACGAAGAGAUGGUUGAGGGUAACAAGAGCCUCAAUGUUGCCCAAGAACAUCAGAAAGCUAGCUCAAGAUGCCUCUAUACUAUCUUAAUUAUUGUUAUUAUAUUUAUUGUUGCAGUAGGCCUCAUUGUCGGCCUUACAAUAUAUUUCAAAAAUAAGAACAAAAAGAAAUAA